UCCUAGGAUUUGUAAGACAGGAAAAAAAGGAAGGCGUGAGGGCGGGCGAGAGAGACAGGAUGCUUGUUUGUCGCGUUCCCAAAGCCAUCUGAAGGCAAGAGAGCGGGCGCAGGGCAGAGGCGCCACGCAGCCCCGGGGCUGUCUCCUCGCCCCCCGGCUGCUGCCCGCUUCCCGCGCUCUCGUCCUCUGCUGGGCAUCUGCAGAGGCGGAAAGGAGAGCUCGCCCUCCCUCCGAGGCGGAGGAAAACACCCGAAGACACCGCAGGAGCCCGUGGAAGUCCCUGGGACUCCGAGUGAGGAAGUGACACUCCCGCCGGCCGGCCCCCGGCCCCGCGGCCCUGGAGGAGCGCGCCCGGGACUGCAGGCUCCGCGGCCGCGCCGGGCUCCGCGCCCCGCGGGCUCCAUGCGCGCCGCCCCGGGCCGCACUUCCUCCGCGCGCCCAUGCGGCCCCCCAGAGCCGCGCCGCAGCCCGUGAUCUGAGCCCGGAGACCAUCCCAGGCGCGGUGCCAAGCACAGGGGAGGGGGAGACGGAGGGGCAACCUCUUUGGGACUAACUCAUGAAGAACAAGGGUGCCAAGCAGAAGCUGAAACGAAAGGGAGCCGCCAGUGCCUUUGGCUGUGACCUGACCGAGUAUCUGGAAAGCUCAGGACAGGAUGUUCCAUAUGUAUUGAAGAGCUGUGCAGAAUUUAUAGAGACUCAUGGCAUUGUGGAUGGAAUUUAUCGGCUUUCAGGAGUCACCUCAAAUAUACAAAAGCUAAGGCAAGAGUUUGGCUCAGAUCAAUGUCCAGAUCUGACAAGGGAAGUGUACCUCCAGGACAUCCACUGUGUGGGCUCACUCUGCAAGCUCUACUUUAGGGAGCUGCCCAACCCCCUCCUGACUUAUGAGCUCUAUGAGAAAUUCACGGAGGCAGUGUCACCUUGCCCGGAAGAAGGCCAACUGGCCCGCAUCCAGAAUGUCAUCCAGGAGCUUCCCCCAUCCCAUUAUAGGACCUUGGAAUACCUGAUUCGACACCUGGCCCACAUUGCCUCCUUCAGCAGCAAGACCAACAUGCAUGCCAGGAAUCUGGCCUUGGUGUGGGCGCCAAACCUGCUCAGAUCCAAAGAAAUCGAAGCCACUGGGUGCAAUGGAGACGCGGCUUUCCUUGCAGUUCGGGUCCAGCAAGUGGUGAUUGAGUUCAUACUGAAUCAUGUGGAUCAAAUCUUUAACAAUGGCACACCUGGGUCUUUGGAGAACAAUGAAAACCCGCCCAUCACCAAGAGCCUGACCUUGCCAGCCCUCUCCUUGCCCAUGAAGCUGGUAAGCCUAGAGGAAGCUCAGGCCCGGAGCCUGGCUACUAACCAUCCUGCUCGGAAGGAAAGGAGGGAGAAUAGCUUGCCUGAAAUUGUCCCUCCCAUGGGCACCCUCUUCCACACUGUUCUUGAGUUACCAGACAACAAAAGAAAGCUCUCCAGUAAAUCGAAGAAGUGGAAAUCAAUAUUUAACCUGGGACGUUCUGGAUCAGACUCCAAAUCAAAGCUGAGUAGAAACGGGAGUGUAUUUGUGAGAGGACAGAGGCUCUCAGUGGAAAAGGCUACUAUCCGACCGGCUAAAAGCAUGGACUCACUGUGCUCAGUGCCUGUGGAAGGGAAAGAAACCAAAGGGAAUUUCAAUCGAACGGUCACGACCGGUGGAUUCUUCAUCCCAGCGGCAAAAUUGCAUUCGACCAACACUGGCAGCUCAUGUGACCUCAGCAAGCAGGAGGGCGAAUGGGGCCAGGAGGGGAUGCCGGCGGGGGCGGAGGGGGGCUUUGACACGAGCAGUGACCGAAGCCAACUUCAGGGCGCCCAGGCCCGGCCCCCACCUGAGCAGCUGAAGGUGUUCCGGCCGCUCGAGGAUCCGGAGAGCGAGCAGACAGCCCCGAAGAUGCUGGGUAUGUUCUACACUUCGAACGACAGCCCCAGCAAAUCUGUCUUUACCAGCAGUCUCUUCCAGAUGGAGCCCUCUCCCCGCCACCAGCGCAAGGCCCUGAACAUCUCCGAGCCCUUCGCCGUGUCGGUUCCACUGCGCGUGUCAGCGGUCAUCAGCACCAACAGCACCCCGUGCAGAACACCCCCGAAGGAGCUCCAGUCGCUUUCCAGUCUGGAGGAGUUUUCUUUCCAGGGGUCAGAGAGUGGAGGUUGGCCUGAAGACGACAAGCCGCUGGGAGCUGAGACCUCUACAGCUUCCAUACCUAAGAAGGUGGUUCUCGAGGAUGCCAAGCCAGGACCAGAGGCAAUUAGGAUGGUGGAAUGCAACAAAGACCUCUCCCUGGAGUCAGGCCCCCAACAGGAGGAAAAGAAGGCCUCGGAAACCUCCCUGGGCUCUCAACAUUCAAGUGAAUUAGAGAAGAGGCUGGACCCGGAGAAAGCAGAGGAGGAGGGUCGAGAGGCUGACCAGGUGGAGCCCAGCACUCUGCAGAAGAGCCCCAGUGUCCAAGCGGGGCUUCUCCAUGACAUGGAUGAAGAUGAUCUGGCCAAUGCCCUGAUCUGGCCCGAGAUUCAACAGGAGCUGAAGAUCAUCGAAUCUGAGGAGGAGCUCUCCUCAUUGCCACCACCUGCUCUAAAGGUCAGCCCCACUCAGCCGAUCCUGGAGUCCAGUCCAGGGCCUUUCGCUUCCCAGGAGCCUCCUGGGAGCUGGUCUUGCGGCCCAACACCAGGCUCCACCCCUGCGGAGGAGGGGACUACGGAUCUAACCAAUCAGAGUGCGGAGGGGACUUCCCCGGCAGCCAAUAGGGAAAAGCUGGAGACAACAAGCAUCCUCCAGAGACCGGAGCCCGAGAAGCGUCCGGACCCCACCAGCUUGGCUCCUCUGGAAAUUGUUCCAUUUGAGACGGCUUCCGCACAAGCAAAGGUGGACCAGGAAGGCCCAGGAAAUCUGUCCCCUCUUCUCCCGCCUGCUGCCCCUCCUCCAACUCCCCUGGAGGAGGCACCUCGAGUCCAGCUAUCAAAGGGCAGUCCUGAGAGAGAAGACUCAUCUAGGAAUUUGAGGACAAAUCCAUACACAGACCAGCUGAAGUCCAAGGGCAGCCCUGGGCCCCCCAGCCUGUGUCAGGAGGAGGAGGAGACCUCUCUAGGACAAAGUGAAGAGCAAAAUUCAAAGAAUGCUGCUCCUGAGGGAAAAGGCUCUGGUUUUCAAAGCCCAACAAGAGAGGUUGAGAUCUCCCCCCAAGGAGAGGGGGAUGUAGCCCAUGCAGCGCAGGAGCCCUCAGACUGUGAUGAAGACGAAACUGUGACAGACAUUGCCCAGCAGGGCCUGGAGAUGGUGGAGCCCUGGGAGGAGCCCCAGUGGGUAACGAGUCCCCUUCACUCUCCCACCCUGAAAGAUGUGCAAGAGGCCCAGGUGCAGGGCCCCCAGGGCCACCGACUGGAGAAGAGGCUCCCCCACAGGCCCAGCCUUCGUCAGAGCCGUUCUCUAGAUAGCAAAACCACCACGGUUGAGAGCCAGUGGACUCUUGAGGCUCCCUCCUCCAGCAGCUGUGCUAACCUUGGAGCAGAGAGGAAUUCCGACCCUCUGCAGCCCCUGGCACCCAGGAAAGAGAUUACUGGAUGGGAUGAGAAAACCCUGAGGUCCUUCAGAGAGUUCUCUGGCCCAGAAGGGACAGAGGCUGUUCCCAGCCAGAAGGGACCAGGUGGUUUGCAGCCCAGAUCAGCAGAAAUCAGCCCUGUCAGCCUAGCAGAGGGAAAGGAACUGGGGACACACCAAGGGCACAGCAGCCCUCAGAUUGAGCAAGGUAGUGUUCCUGGGCCAGACAAUAGCAAGGAGAGUUCACCUCGUGUGCAAGACAGCACCUCACGUGGAGAGCAUCCCCCAAAGUUACAGCUGAAGAGCCCCGAGUGUGGGCCUCCAAAAGGGAAAAAUAGGCCUUCUUCCCUCAAUUUGGACUCUGCCAGUCCCAUCACUGACCUCUUCCGGUUUGACAAUGUGGCCUCAUUUGGUUCACCUGGAAUGCAGCUCAGAGAGCCAGGAGACACAAAAGUCACAUGGAUGACCUCAUCCCACUGUAAAGGAGACCCGUGGAGCAUUUGCUCCCAGGACCCUCAGGACCUGGACAUUGUUGCUCAUGCCCUGACAGGCCGCCGUAACUCAGCUCCUGUGAGUGUGUCAGCUGUGAGAACCUCCUUCAUGGUCAAAAUGUGCCAGGCUAGGGCAGUCCCAGUCAUCCCACCCAAGAUUCAAUACACACAGAUCCCACAGCCCCUGCCCUCUCAGAGCUCAGGGGACAGUGGAGUCCAGCCUCUGGAGAGGAGCCAAGAGGAACCCAGCUCAACUGGUGAGACCUCACAGAAAUCUGCCAGAGAUGAUUCUCUCUCCUUGGAAAGCCCAAAAGAAGAGAAACCAAAGCAAGAUACAGGAGCCAUUGAGUCCUUGCCAAUGGAUACCACUACAUCCCACAUGUGUGAGGGACCCACCCUUCCUCCAGAACCAGUCUUGGCUAACCUGCUCUCCACCCAGGAUGCAACAGUGCAAUGCAGAAAGCGCACAUCAGAGACAGAGCCGUCCGGAGACAACCUUCUUUCUUCAAAAAUGGAGCGACCAUCAGGGGGUUCUAAACCUUUCCACAGGUCAAGGCCAGGAAGACCUCAGAGCCUAAUCUUAUUCAGUCCUCCUUUCCCCAUUAUGGACCACCCGCCCCCUUCAUCCACAGUGACAGAUUCCAAGGUUCUCCUGUCCCCUAUCAGAAGUCCCACCCAGACAGUUUCCCCUGGCCUUCUUUGUGGGGAUUUGGCAGAAAACACGUGGGUCACACCAGAAGGGGUUACGCUUAGGAAUAAAAUGACCAUCCCUAAGAAUGGCCAAAGACUAGAGACCUCAACCAGCUGUUUUUACCAGCCCCAGCGCAGAUCAGUGAUUCUGGAUGGAAGAAGUGGGAGGCAAAUAGAAUGACAUCAGUUCACCUGCUGGUGUCAGGAAAAAAAAAAUGUCAUGAUUCAUCGUCUGGAAGUUAUUACAGGGCUGACUUGCCAUUAUCCCAGGCAUAGGUUAUCCAAGUUUGGGCUUAUUUUGGCCUCUUUUAUUUCUUCAGCUUUUUGACCAUUUAUUAAUUAGUCCAUUUGCCAGAAGAGAGGUCAAGGGAAGGACCAAUAGAUGAAAUUUAGAUAAGUCCAUAACAGCAGGUGGGAAAAAGGUAAGGGAAGAAGCUGAAAUGCCUGCUUCCAAUGAGAUUUGGGGUUGUUUGUGAGUUGCAUUUCUCCCACAUUGUCAUUAUCUAUUACUGUUGAGAGCUGGCUAAAAUAACGUCUUUUGAAAGAAAGAGAAAUCCUUUGCCUGUGCUGGAAAAUGUUGCUGUUGAGGUUUGAAGGCCUCCUUUUCACUUCACGCUUUUUAAUGCUCCUUAAAGCAUGUGUUCUUUUAGACCAGAUUUCUGAUAAGUUUUGUAAAUGUGUACACUCCAGAAUAGAAGCAGAUUUGGAAGUACAAACUAAUGUACGCUUAAAGAUCCAAGUGGGUGAAGUUACCCGUGCUCUUUCCCUGGAAUCUCUCUGCAGACCUGUCAGAGAUGGUUGUGUCUAUCAGCAUAGAAAAUCAGAAUCUAUACGCAAGAGCAAAUUCUGAGACUGGCAAAAUCUAAGAAGACUGGCUGUUGCUUUUGUUAAUUUGGGACUCUACUAUUAUCCUGACCUCUGAUUUAUAAAUCCAGUGGCUGGGCAGAGUGGGGGCUGAGCCGAGGGUUACCUCAAUGAAAUGUGCUGCAUUUUCACUUAGGUAUGCAACAGUGAAGUGAUCUGUUUUCUUUCCAAAUCAGAGCCCAUGAACAGGAUAUCUUUGUAGAGAAAAACCUCACGCAUGGGUAGAACUACGCUCCAAAGUCAAAGUGUUUAAAUUGAUGGGGCAUUAAUAGAAAACACUUCUAGCUCAGCUUCCUUGUCCUUCCACACUAGGCUGGGAGUGCAGGAGAGGAUAAGGAGGGAGCCCUAGCAGGGUGGCCAUCUCUACCACUUGGGGAGAGCUGCCCUUUGGAAAAUAUUUCAUUUUAGCCAGGUGGUGCCUCCCUUUCUCCCUCUCCUUCCAUUACUCAGAGCAGAUUUGAGGCAUCUUUCUCCCUCCCAUAAUCCCCCUCAUCUGUCACCCACCCCAGACACUCCGACUUGCCUUUCUUCUGUCUAUAUGCAAGCAGAAGCAAUAAACCAAUCUGAUUUUAUUUCAGUUAUUUAGAACUUCCAAUGGUUCUUUCUUUUUCAGCUGGUGAGAGGAAAAAGAACUAAUAGAACCUGCUGGCAGAUUUUUGGUCCUCCUCCAAAAAGGGGCUUCACAGGAGCCCUUCUCAAGGCAAAACUCAUUAGGGUAUCUACAGUUUCAAAUCUUCUAAGACAACAAUCUUAUUUAAAAAACAAAUUAAAAUAGACCUGUUUCUAGCCCUGUGCACGUCAUCUCAGGUUCAAGUCUGGCCGAACUCUGUCCACAAGCUCCGUCAUUGCAGAAAUUUCUCUAGGGGCUAGCAGUACCUCUCGGCAGACCUCACAACCAAGGCUGUUGCUGGAGUGGGUAGGGGCUGAACUGAAGUUACUUCGACCGGGGAGAAAUUGGAAGCUGAUGCCCUGCAACAGAUCCAUAUUCCUCUCUCCCUUCUCCCCUGAUAAACCUUACAGUUUUGAAAUCUUGUGCUGGACAUUUUAAGCCAGUGUCUGUGGCAGGGGUAACUGGUAGGCCAGCUGAUGAGUUCUACUUUCAGAGGACAUUGAGGUGAGUGAGCAAGGGGAGCGGUUAAUAGGAAGUUCAGUGUCUUGCAUUCUCACUAGGUGAGCGAGACCCUGGACCAAUGGGAUGUCAACCCAUAAAAAAAGUCCUAGGGUAUGGCAUUUUUCCUCCUUGGCAAGCAAGGUGAAGAAAUAUAGUGGUGACAGAUGAGAAAGGCCAUGUUCAGGAGAUUUGAAAAGUACAUUCCUGCCUUAUCAGAAAAUGUGGGCAGAUAGGCUUUAUCCCAAUCGCAGUGCACUGUGGUGUCUAUGCUUUGAUAAAGACCAUGUUCCAGUUAGAAUGUGAGAGAAGAAAAAACUGGACUUUGCUUCACCAUCAGAACUCUGAGCCGAGUAAUGAAAUAUUUAAACUAUUUUAUAAUUAUUUUGAAUUUUUGUAACACUUAGAGGAUAGAUUUUAUUUGGGGAUAGACUGAGAAGCCACUUAGUACACAUGAAUGAGUUUGCUCAAGGCGCCUAGGCAGAUUCUUAAAUGGCUGCCACACUCCUUAGACUCUGACAUCUUUUGUUUGUAGCAUCGUCUUCAGGAGUGUGGGUGUGUGGAUGCCGUCAUGAGACACAAUGACAACUGUCUGGAGAUACUCUCUACUCUGAGCUUUCCUAAGCCAGUCAAUCCGAAAGGCUGUGGAAGCUGACUCACCUUCUUGAUCAGUGUCCCGUGGCUAAAGUGUGGACUUCUUCACUAUAGGCCAGCCUGUCAACUGUCACAAACACAUUCAUAAGCUUCCUGUGGGCUAACCCAGCACUGAGGAAAUUCCGUUUCAUGACAAAGAGAACUCAGAUUUCCCCCUGAAAUUGUUCCCUCAAAUGCCCCAAGAUUACCUAUUUGGUCAUUCAUUUGGGACUGAAAAAUGACCCCCCUGAGAAUGGCUGGAUGGAAAUCAAAUUGCCCGCUUCCAUCCAGAGGAGGGACAGGACAAGGGCUGGUGUUUUUAGGAGGAUCUGCAUGGUGCCCUAGAAAGGGCUGCAAAAUCAAAUUCUCAGGGUGCUCCUUCAAAUCAGUUACCAGUCCUCAAAAUGGGGAUGGUCGAUUUUAAACGUUAAAUUUGAAAUGAAAUGCAUGCAUCUUCUAAUGUUUUCUUUCAAUGUUAGUGUUUGCUUAAGAAGAUAAUAAUCUAUAUUUAUUGGCAAAAUGGCCCUCUCAGGCCAAAUAUUUUCUCCUUUUUUUUUUUUUGCCAAAAUGGACCAAAUAGAGGAAAUUUGGUUUUUAUUCUUUGCUUCAAAUGGAAUGUGAAGAGAUCUGACCAAGAACCCCGUUAAGACAGCCUGAUCUAAGCCCUAAAAUUAAAAAUAUUGGCCAAGUCAAAAUUCUGGGUCUGGGGAAAUUAAAAAUGUAAGCAUCAUCCUCCUCAACAAUAUUUAUCAAGAGCUUAGUAAUAUUGCCCUGGGUACCUUAGUACUCUUAAAUCCUUGAAGAGUCUAAUGAAAAAAGGGAUAGGGGUGGUAGCAAAUGAAACAGUCCAUAAACAAACAGGAGGAAGAUUUAGAACCAUUACAUUACCAAAUGAAAGCUGAAAGGGAAAAAUGUAGCAACUAGCAUCUUUUAAUAGGAUUUUUAAUAGUGUUCAGGUUACCUACUGACUUCACUCAAACACAAUUGCAAAUCCAAUAAAAGGUGCCAGGGAGACACUCAGGCAUUGAGAAUUUUGCUUUAAUUGCUUAAAAAAUAUGAGAGUAAUAAUUAAGAACAAAGAGUUCUGAAGUUGUGUGUGGUCUUAAUUGGUUUGGUUGUGAAGUCCUGCUGGAUCGCUGCUAAUGAGCCAGGUAAUAUCAGCAUUCCAUGCUCCUGGGGAGGGGGCUUUAGAGACUUCCAUCAUCACAAGACGGGUUAACUUGUGUUGAUGAUGAAGUCAUAGGUCCAAGAUAAGCUGUUACUUUUGUGUCUAAUGUUCAGCAUACUGAUCACAUUUUAUUAAAAUUGGGUGGUACAGUCAUUGGUCUACACAGGUCUCGUGUUCCUGCCUGAAGACGUAGUGGGAACAUAAGAUUCACUGGUCUGGAAUUGGAGUGGGAGAGGUUCAGGACAGGUCCAAUUCCCACCAUGAUUGACUAGGACCACAUUCUACCCCGGCUUGUCCUAUCUGAUGACAAAAUAAAUCCUGGAGUUAAAUGUUGUCAGGAGUAUGAUUUUAGACACUUCCAGCAGAAGGUCAGCUCAAAAUGUAGAAUGACUAAGAAUGUGUCCUCCUUUGUCAACACCUUCUCUAGCAAAGUCGGGCCAGAAGAGGGAGCAGGCAACUUUCCUAGCAUGGAGAGGCAUAGGAGAUGGAAGAAGGGUGAUUGCCUGAGAUCAGUGUUGGUCCAGAUAGUAUAAAACUGGGGGCUACCACAGAUGGAAGGGCAUACAGUAGGUCAUUUAGCAGCCUUGAUGUUCAUGAGCAGUGCAAAAUCACUUCUCUGUGAGGAUGAAGGAGGAUGUAGCUAAGUAUAAGAAACCCACGCAGUCUGUAGCCGUGUGUUUUACUGGAUGGAUCACAAUGCUUUACAAUAACUUAAUGCCAUACUAAUUCUUGGCUGAUAAUUCUGCAAGGUAAAGAACUUUGUCAAAGGCAUCUGUUAGAAAUCCACAUGGUUUCAGCUUGUUUGUUGAGCUCGACAAAUAUGUUUCCAAAGAUAUAAUCAAAUUUUUUUCUAUUGAUUAAAAAAGUAUAAAUAUUAAACCUAUCCAUAGAGACAUUUAAGUGUAAUUAAAACAGAUUGUUAAGCUUUAAAAAUGUAUUCUAAUAAAUGUUAUAAAGGAUAAUGCUUAUGAUGGCACUAUGAACUAGAGGAGGACCUGGGGUCACCAAAAUCAAUAGUAGAAAAAGUAGAUUAUAUGCAUCAGGCUCAUUUGUUCUAGUUCGGUGUUAGUUUUUACUUCAAGGUUUGGUCUCACAGCUAAAGUCCGGAUGAUUUGCUUCAGUAAAUUUUUCUUUUGUUAUUUUACCUCUUACUGUCAAAUAUUUGCAACUUCUCUCUCUUACUGUUGCAAUCAUACACAUUACCUAAGAUACCCCAUAUAAAUCAAUGGAUAUUGUCAUGAAAACUAAGAAAAAACCUAUUGCUUCUCAAAAGUCCGCAGCUUACGGAGUUAUGUGGGUCCAUCUGAACAGAUGUGAAGUCAAUUUUUCUAUUGCAUCAAUCGAGGGGACUAUUCUUUCAUUUGAAUGAUUAUGUUAAUGAUUAUGUUAAAGAAGAAAAAUCCUGGCAUAUGUAAUCACAAAAAAGGGGGAGAGGGGCACUCAAUGGGUCUUAAUCACAGACCCUUAAAAAACAAUCAUGCAAUGGAGGCUCACAAUCUGGUGAUAUUUGCAGUGAGAAACACCAUUGCCAAGGGGAUAAAAAUACUAGUAUUUUGACAAUAAUAUUCUUUUUAGAGCUUUAUGCUACUCAGGCCUGCUCCUGUCAUCCUCAUUACUUCCCUAAAUGCCUUUUCUCCUCCAUACUCCCAGAUCCCCAUUCAGCUGUUUCUCUUUCCUCUGUCCGUGCCCACCGCCCCCCAACUGGCAGCACACAGUUGCCCUCACUCCUAAUCUAUCCCACAGUUCCUCUGGAGUCUUCUCUCCUCACAAACCUGGGGUCUUCCCUGAAUGUUGAUUCCACUUCCUGGACUCCCAUAAAAGUUCCUACACAGAAGGCUACAUUCCUCCCUUGUUACAGACUACAAAUUGCUGAGAUGUUCUCGUGUCUCACUUCUGUUUCUGCACCAUUGCUUCUUCCCAUCUCACACAGAAAUCUCUCAUUACCAAAAUUCAUGGAGUCCAGCUAUUUUUUUACCAUUCUUUGUGGCCAUGAUGUAGUCAAUGUCCCAGAUCUCCCAGUCUUUGGCACCGAGCUUCCUGUUUCCACCAUUGUUCUGGAUGAUUUCAGUGUUUCUGAGGAAAACCCACUCCACAGUCUUGGCACAGUUGCUCACAGCUUUUACCUCUCUUCAGUUUUGGCCGUUUGCCUCCAGGGUUACACAUUAUGCUGUUUCACAACCUAAACUCUCAUAUUCCAUUCUCAGAACUUCUAUCCUUGCUCCUUUAUUUCUCCAACCUGUUCAAGAUCAUUAAUGCCUGGUCUACCCCUACCUUUUCUGACAGACAGUACGCCCAACCAGACUUCAGUCUUCCUUCCCUAGCCUUUCCAGACCCCAGGCUACAGGAUCUCAACUAUUCACACCAGCACCACUGACUCCCUUGACCACUUCAGCCGUACCUGCCUGGUGAACCUCCAAACUAGGACCAGGACUCUUGCCACCCAUCUUCUCCGCCCUUUUCCUUAUCUGUUGAGUUAGACCAGAGAAAAAUCAUAAAACCGUGGCUAAAGAGCCACUGGAAAUUUAUGGUUUACCACCUCAGCAGUACCCUCAUUCCCAAAACUCACAAAAGCUAUUCCACUAUUCUAAGCCCCCUCCUAGAUUGACCCCCCAAAAUUGCCUCUUACUUCACCACGUUUCCGCUGUCAGAUGUUUCUCCCACCCCCACUCCCCCAGCAAGCACUUCCCCUUCUCCAUGUAUGUGUGUAUCUAACCUCCCUUCUAGCUCACAGAAAUUGCUAUUCCUCCUUCCCAAGGGCUCCCAAGAACACUUUCUAAUUCACUUCUUCUUCAUUCCAACUCACUACUCUGGACCAACCAACCUGACCUCCGUCCCCAUUGCUCCAUUAAAAUUUCUCUUACUAAAGUCACUAAUGAUCUAAUAACCAAAUCCAACAGUUCUCAGUCUCUUGACUUCCUUAUUUGAUACUGUUGAUCAUUUCAUUUUUUUUUUUAAAGAUUUUAUUUAUUUGAGAGAGAGCACACAUGCACACAGAGGGAGAGGGAGAAGCAGACUCCCCGCUGAGCAGGAAGCCCGACGGGGCUUGAUCCCAGGACCCAGAGAUCAUGAACUGAGCCAAAGGCAGCCACCCAACUGACUGAGCCUCCCAAGCACUCCUGAUCAUUUCUUCCUUGCAACACUAGUUCACCUUGUCUUAGACUUCUAUUUCCUUAGUCUUAUUCAUUUGAAAGCUUCCUCUUCCUCUGCUCCUAAAUGUUAUUUACCAGAAUUCUGCCCAUCCUCUUUUCACUCCACUUUUUCUAUCACCCACACAGUGGCGACACCCACCCCACACCCUCUCACCUCUUACAUAGACUUUUUAAAUGGUUGGCUAACUGAUCUCCCUGCUUUAAGUCUUACUAACAACUGUCCAUCCUCCAGAUUGUACAUAUUGCUGCCAAAGUUGUCUACGAUAGGACAGUGGAUCCCAUCAAAAUCACCUUGAGUAUGUUAAAACAGACAUCUGGGUUCUAUCCAGAGUUUCUGACUCAUUAGGUUUGGGGCAGGGCUUGAAAUUUUCCAUUUCUAACAAGUUCCCAGUUAGGUAAUGCUGCUGCUGCAGACCCAGAUAUUGUAUUUUGACAAUUCCUGACUUGAGAAACCUUGGAGUCAUUAAUCCUAAAUUGAAAAUCUUUCACUAGCGGUCUUCAGUUCCUAGACUUCUGUCUGCUUAAGAAAUUACUUGAGCUGGGGCGCCUGGGUGGCUCAGUCAGUUAAGCAUCUGCCUUCGGAUUAGGUCAUGAUCCCAGGGUCCCGGGACCGAGCCCCGCAUCAGGCUCCCUCCCUGCUCAGUGGGAAGCCUGCCACUCACCCUGCUUGUGCUGUCAAAUAAAUAAAUAAAACCUUAAAAAAAAAAAAAAUUACUUGAAUUGCUUGUCGAAGGGGCACAAUUUUGGGCUUUACUCUCAAGAUUAUGACAGUAGAUCUGAUGUAGUGUUCAAGGAUCACACUUUUGAGAACCUGUGACCUACAAGAUAAUAAAAGUUCAAACCCCUUAACAUGGAAUUCAAGUCCUCCUAUAAUCUGUUCUUUGCCUACUUCUCUAGCAUUAUUGAACUAGUUAUUUAAGAACUGGUGCAAGUCCAUGCCUUGGGUUUUUGUCUAUCUUGUUGCCACUACAUGAACCCUCUCUCCCUAAUUUAUGUGGUACUCUCCCAGUCCUCCUUUAAAAUGCCUAUGUGUUACUGCUGCAGUGACGUCCUCCCUGACACUGCAGCUUCCAAGCAAAGUUGAUGACGCUUUUCCGUGUCACCUCUGUACCUUGUAUGUACUUCCUUUCUGAACACCCUUGUGUUAUGAUUAUUGAUUUACUUACCUGCCUUCUAUUAAUCAACUCUAAACAUCACUAUCUCUAGCACCCAGCAGUGUCCAGGUCAUAGUAAGUGCUCAGGAAACAGAAAUGGGGGAGGGGUAGUGGUGGUGAUGAUUUGAUAGGGAGGGGAGAAGCUUAAGGAAUAUAACAUGGAAUCAGAGUAAAUAGGAUAAUGAGGAACAUUUCCAUCAUGCUCAUGCCUGUGAACUAUUUUCCUCUACUUACCUACCUUAAGCCACCCUAACAGCUGGUCAAACAUCUUCCUUCCUUUUCUUGUAUUCAAAGUUCACCCAACUAAUCUUUUGCUAUAUACCAUUUUUCCACACACCAUUUAAUUUCCCAGUAUAUAAACAAUCACCAAAAGGCCAUCCUUUACUGAGUAUGCAUCUCCUAUCACUAAACAAAGAUGAUAUCCUUUCUCUCACAUGAUCCAUAAUAGCAUACACAGGUCACUGGUAAUUUUUCUCUUCCCCAUAUGAAUGUGGCAUCUAUAAAGGGCAGCUGAAAUGAGUAGCAGCAUGUUGAACUGCAGACUUUUAUCUCCCUGAUGCUGUCGUAUCUGAAAAGAGAGGGGGGCACUUCCUAAUUCCUUUAGCCGAAACUAGUUAUUUCUUAUCCUCAUUAGUUUUGCCAGCCUGGCCUCUGGUCCUCCUGUACCACUCUGUUCAGGUCAUGGCCGAGACAGGUCAAACUAGAAGGGGUGGGGAUGGGAUCAGCUUACAAGAGUAGUCUGUUAUCUCUAAUCAGUUAUCUGGGCUGCUUUUCAGUGACAGAACCAACUUGGGAGCCAUUUUGAUAAGACAUCUUUGUGCCAAGACCACCCAUUUUGCUCUUAACUGUCAAGUAACCUCAUCGAGAUGUUAGUCAAGGGUGCCUCGGUGGCUCAGUGAAACGUCUGCCUUUGGCUCAAGUCAUGAUCCCGGGGUCCUGAGAUCGAGCCCCGAGUUGGGCUACCUGCUCAGCAGGUAGUUUCUCUCUCUCCCUCUGCCCGCCCCUCCCCACCACUUGUGUAUUCUCUCGCAAAUAAGUGAAAUCUAAAAAAAAAAAAAAAAAAAAGAUGUUUAUUAAUCAAAAGAAACCCUAUCUUUAAGACCCUAAGGAAAGAAUACUGAAACGGCAACUUUCCUGCCCUCCUUCACUCCAGAACUACCACAUUUAGGCUGAACCAUUUAUGAAACCAAUAUACUGUGGUUACCUUGCUAUUUUUCCAAUAUAUCAAAAUUGUUCCCACCUUAGGCCACUGCCCUUGCUAUUACUGAAUACUCCCCAAAGCUAUUUAUAUGGCUCAGUCUUGCUUCUUUGCUUUGCUCAGAAAUUAUCUUCUCAAAGAUGCCUUCUAGCAAUGCCACUCCUAGUACUUUCUAUUUCCUUGCCCCAAUUUAUUUUCUCUUCACCACACUAUUACUACCAGGAGACAUUACAUAUAAAUUUAUUUAUGGCACAUUUUUGCACCCCCACAUUGUAAGUUCUCUGAGGGUAGCGUCUUUGCGUUUCUUAUUCACUGCUAUCUAUAUCCCCAGUGCCUAACAUGGUGCCUGGUGGUCAAUAUGCGUUUGUUGAAUAGCUGAAUAGAUUCAGACUAAUUGCCAAAUUAUGUAACUUAAAAAAAAAAGUAUAUACAUCAAAAUACUUAAGGAAACAAUGGUUAAUUUAAACACAGCAUUCACCUUGGGUAGCUGUAUAUAUACACCUACCCCUCAUCAUGCUGCCUUUGCUGAAAACCUGUUGGGAACUCUUCUGCAAGAAUUGUUUUCAGAGCCAGUUUAUGAAUUACAUGAUUGGUCUUUUUACUUCGUAAGUCAUACUGUGUUUCACCAAAAAGUUCACAGUGUAAAAAAGCCAAACCAAGCACAGAAAACAUAUGAGAAUAUAUUUCAGGCUCUCAAGACAAGGCCUCAGAAGCUUAGAUGACUAGUGACAUCAAUUGACGAAGAUCACCUCUCGAGAAUACGGACAUGGACUGAAAAGGGUUAAUGCUCACAAACAUAGAGGUUCUGGAAUUUGAAAUUAAAAACACACAUUUUAGGCACAGAUCAAAUUAUCGGGGGACAAAGAGGUAACUUCUUCUAUUUCACUUCAGCUUAUAACUCCAAAUAGGCCGCUGUAGGUGAGCUGCUGCCCAGACUGCAUCCAAGAUCGUUUAGCUGAGGACUUGCCCAUUCUUCUAGUCACUUGGGAUCUUCAGCCUGCCCAUACUCCAGCCCACAUGGCAUUUGCACUCAUCUUCUCCCACUGGUCCAGCCAUACACCUUCUUCCUGAGUGCAGGCACUCUAAAGACUUUGUCUUAAAAAGUAUCACUUCAAACAGCUAAUAAUUAAAGGAAAAUCUUAAGAGGCAAAAGAAGUGAAAGAACAGGGAAAAUGACAGCAAUAUCCUCUGAGUUUCAGGACAGCAGCUUAUUCAUAGGUAUUUUUAAAUGUCAUUCGGCAGAACAAAACACUGAGUUCCUAUUUCUCAGAAAUGCUUCCUUCCAGGAUGCAACAAAGAGAGUCCCAGCCAGGACUAUAAGCCACUCUUUGCCCCAAGUAUUCCAAAACUAUUAACCAGCCAAAGAGAAAGAGAAUGGGUGCUGUCAGGCAACUCCACUGAUCUCCCUUUCUGUAGCACAGAGGCCAACUGAGGACUGAAGAUAAUGAAAGGACAGGAAGGAAAGUAGACACACCAAAGAUAUGGUGUCAAGUGAUAUAUGAGAUGUGUUCAUAAAUGAAUGAGUUAUUCCAGAGCCAUAUAAACAAAUCAAUCUCUUUACUGGAGAGGCACACCUCUCGUCCUGUGUAUUAUUCAAAUGUACUAACACAUGAAAGAUCACAUCACCUUGUUUGUGGAUACAUUUAAUAUCCCUUACCCUUCCCACCUUUCAAAACAUAAUAGUAUACAAAAUAUAAAAUAUCUUAAAUAUUUAUAAAAAUCGCAAGAAAAAAAUAGAACGUAUGAAAAUAUUUUUAUCUGAGUUCUCCCUCAUUGUUGAGAGGCAGCUUAGUUUGCCUUGAGUUCGUAACUGUUGAGUGGGUAGGAGUAUGCCCUGCCUAAUACUAUUCUGUCCCGGAGAAGUUUAAAUAAAACAUAGUAGUUGCAGAAGAGGAUGAGAGCCAUGGAAAGUGUGUGGUUCCACUUCUCUGACCGCAGCAAGGAAUAGAGCUGGUAGAAGACGACACUGCCCUCAAUAAGGAUAAGCAGAUUUAACAGCCUUAAUGGACGAUGAAAUAGGAA
Messenger RNA from Mirounga angustirostris (Northern elephant seal), 16018 nucleotides. It is a transcript of the gene ARHGAP31, whose product is annotated as Rho GTPase activating protein 31. The record is from RefSeq and is a predicted model, not a curated record. The transcript has 12 exons. The coding region runs from base 557 to 4903 and encodes 1448 amino acids. Gene Ontology annotation, cellular component: lamellipodium. Lineage: Eukaryota; Metazoa; Chordata; Mammalia; Carnivora; Phocidae. Gene Ontology annotation, biological process: small GTPase-mediated signal transduction. Gene Ontology annotation, molecular function: GTPase activator activity.